This is a messenger RNA of Impatiens glandulifera, 927 nucleotides long. Its product is annotated as mediator of RNA polymerase II transcription subunit 7a-like. NCBI's taxonomy places the organism in Eukaryota, Viridiplantae, Streptophyta, Magnoliopsida, Ericales, Balsaminaceae. Gene Ontology annotation, cellular component: core mediator complex; mediator complex. The record is from RefSeq and is a predicted model, not a curated record. The coding region runs from base 135 to 647 and encodes 170 amino acids. Gene Ontology annotation, molecular function: transcription coregulator activity. The transcript is spliced from 5 exons. Gene Ontology annotation, biological process: regulation of transcription by RNA polymerase II.
UACAACAAAAUAGGAUCAGGAGGAAAGAGAGAUCCCCAUUCCCCGCCCACCUUCCUCUUCCGCCAUCGCCGUUCUACCUCGCCAACUGUCAUCGGCGGCGACAUAUAGUUCCGUUUCAGGGAAGAAGCUUGGAAAUGUCAUCAUCGGCGACAUAUCCACCACCACCUCCAUACUACAGGCUCUAUAAAGACUAUGCUCAGAACCCUAAAUCGGCUCCAGAACCUCCCCCACCAAUCGAAGGCACUUACGUUCUCUUCGGUGCCAAUUACAAUACAGAUUAUGUGUUGCCUAGCCUAGAAGAACAAGGAGUUCGUCAAUUGUAUCCUAAAGGACAUAAUAUAGACUUCAAACAUGAACUAAGGACACUAAACAGAGAAUUGCAAUUGAACAUGUUAGAGCUUGCUGAUGUACUCAUUGAACGACCAUCUCAGUAUGCAAGGAGAGUUGAAGACAUCUCCUUGAUAUUUAAGAACUUGCACCACCUCCUCAACUCAUUACGUCCUCACCAGGCAAGAGCAACACUAAUUCACAUUCUAGAGAUGCAGAUACAACGUCGAAAGCAAGCCGUUGAGGAUAUUAAGAAAAAGAGAGAAGAUGCUCAAAGACUUCUGAAAGAGGCACUUGGAACACUAGAAGAAGGACAAUAGUUAGCUGUAAUGUAUCUUGACUUUGUUGAAUGACUUUUCAGGUAUUAAUAGAAUAUGAUGAUGAUAACAUCCUUAAUUUCGUCGUGAGGUUAUUCUAGCUUCCUAAAUUUUAAAAAGAAAAUUAAUUAGUUUCGUGUUUUAGUAGUAGAUGGUGCUUACUGAAUUACAUUACCUAAUGUCAGCUCGGUUUGGUGGAUUAUAACAUUAAUCUAUAAUCCUAAAAAGGUUAGAAUAACAAAGUAUCCAUUUGAACAUAAGUAAGAAUUGAAAUUUCAUUUUU